Messenger RNA from Cetraspora pellucida, 287 nucleotides. NCBI's taxonomy places the organism in Eukaryota, Fungi, Glomeromycota, Glomeromycetes, Diversisporales, Gigasporaceae. The record is from the annotation of a GenBank genome assembly.
AUGACACAAAAUAAUGAUAUAGUAACGCCUCUGAACACACCUUUACUUACAAUUAUAGAUAAAUAUAAGUGUGAUAUAUGUCAAAAAACAUUUAAGAAUAAUGCAGAAUUAUCACACCAUAAUACUAUUAUACGCAAAUAUAGUAUUCAAGAAAAAUUACAAAUAGUGCCAAAAAAUCUUUCAGAAGCAUUCAAAAAUGAUUUGAUAUAUUUUAUUCACUGUCAAUUACCUAACGGUUUUAAAAAUGCUGGAAAAAAGACGGUUUCUGUUGCAUGUAGUAAAAAUCA